This is a messenger RNA of Eublepharis macularius, 3292 nucleotides long. It is a transcript of the gene SRXN1, whose product is annotated as sulfiredoxin 1. Gene Ontology annotation, molecular function: sulfiredoxin activity. The transcript has 2 exons. Gene Ontology annotation, biological process: cellular response to oxidative stress. Gene Ontology annotation, cellular component: cytoplasm. The record is from RefSeq and is a predicted model, not a curated record. Bases 45 to 452 code for a protein of 135 amino acids. NCBI's taxonomy places the organism in Eukaryota, Metazoa, Chordata, Lepidosauria, Squamata, Eublepharidae.
GCAGUCCAGGCCGGGCGCUCCAGACCGGUAUAUCCUUGCCCGAGAUGCGGGGGGUUUGCAGGAGGGUGUUGGUCGGGGCUGGGCAGCGGCGGCAGGUUUGCAGCGCGACGAUGGAGGACGAGGGCAGCCGCAGCAUCCACUCGCAGGGCAUCGCCACCACCCACCAGGUGUCCAUGCGGGUCAUCAUCCGGCCCAUCCCGCCCGUCCUGGACGAGGGCAAGGUGGAGAGCCUCAUGCGGACCAUCCAGGAGGAGGAGGAUCGAGUGCCACCGAUAGAUGUCCUCUGGAUCAAAGGCAGCCAGGGGGGUGACUAUUUCUACUCCUUUGGAGGGUGCCACCGUUACGAGGCCUACAAGCGCCUAAACAAGGAGACUGUCCCGGCUAAAAUCAUCCGAUCGACCGUCAGUGACUUGCGCACCUAUCUGGGCUCUUCCUUACCUGACCUGCAAUAGCAGGGGGAGCUGUGACACACACACAGUGUGCUACUCAGGGCUUAUUCCAUGACAGAUUUGGGUCAGCUGGAAACCUUGGACUUGUCUGGCAACCUCGGACAUUCUCGGUUCCUUUCUGGACUUCUUGUGAUGGGGCACUCGUGUCUUCCACUUCCAUAUGUGGUGGAGAUGUGUUGGACAUUUUCUUUCUCAUACUCUCUAGGACUGCUUAAUGUUAGAAAGCAACAAGAACUGGUCAUGGGCAGAGGGCUGGGCAUCUGGCAGCUCCCUUCUCUGUCAUGGUGGGUGCAUUGAUUUGUUACCAGCUCCAGGUCUAACACAGGACGAAAGAGUUUACUGGAGUGGAAAUACCUUGAUAUUUGCAAACAGGCAUAACUGUUAGCCCUUGGGCAUUAAACAGGGUGAGAGGUGUUAUCUGAAUGUGGUCUUUGUGCUAAGGUGUUCGAGUGCUGCUGGGGGGGGUCCUGGAGCACUCCUGCGCUCUGCAGUGGGUUGAACUUGGCCCAAUUUGGGCUGAAAUUGUCCUACUGUGGUGCGCAGGAGUGCAUACCACCAUCAGGGAGGUGCAUUCUCUUGCCUCCCCCCCCCCCCCAUCAUCCUUGUCUCUGAGAGGAUGGAGGCCAGGUCUACUUGCCCUGCAAGUCUAUGGCAGGUAGAUCUGGGCUCCCUGGGUCAGAGGCCAAGUCUAUUCACCUUGCAAAGCCAUGGUGAGUACACCUGGCCUCCACAGGUCCAGAGGCCUGGUAAACCCACCUUAUAAAGCUGUUGGUGGGUAGACCUGGCCUCUGCAGGUCUGAAAGCCAGGUGUCUCUGCCCUGCAAAUCUGUGGUGAGUAGACCUGGCCUCUGCAGGUUUGGAGGCCAGAUCUACUCUCCUUGCAAAUGUAUGGUGAGUAGAUCUGGCCUCCGCUUGUCUCCUCACCCCCUCCCAGGCUGAAUGAAGUUUGGGGGAAGGCUUGGAGGGGGAAUGAAGGCAAGCCUCACUGCCCCCCGUGCCCCCCCACCAUGUUUCUAGGUUUGGGAGGGAAGGCUAGGGGAGGGCACGAAAGCCGCACUGCCCACCCUCCUCCACAUUUCUAGGCCAGGGAGGGGAAGGCUUGACGAGGGGCAAGGGCAGGAAAGCUGCGCUCACCCCCAGCAGAUGGAGGCUUGGGUGGAAAGCGUGGCAGAGGAGCACAGGGCAGUCAGGCAUGCCCCAUGCCGGCUGGCCCAAUCGGGGCUGAGGAGGGCGGAGCCGACCUGCAGGCCCUUCUCAAGCCCCAGAGGCUUGCCUGGAGUGCACCUGCGCCGGUGAGUCGUCAGAAAUGUGCUUACUGAAUUAUGUUACAGGAUAAUACUACUACUAAAUAAAAGGUGAGCCGUAUUGGUGACGAUUCACCUUUUAUCCUGGUGCAGGCGCAAUCCUCAGAAGGCCCCACAGCAGGUCGGCUCUGCCCUCCUCAAGGCCAAUAGGGUCGGGACCAGUGGCAGGCAUGCCCAGCUUGCCUGUGGUGCCCCCCCCCAAAGCCUCGGGCAGAGGGGGUGCAUGGCAGUGGCAGGCAUGCCUGGCUCACCUGCGCUGCCCCCUCCAAAGCCUUGAUGGAGGACAGAGGGGCGCACAGUGGCGGAGGGCAUGUCUGGCAUGCGCUGCCCCCCAACACCUGGAUUGGGUACGGGGUGGUGGUGGCGGACAUGCCGGUCCACCUGUGCUGCCCCCUCAGCCUCGAUGGGGAAGGAUGGUGGCAGGAUUGUCCGGCUCGCCUGUGCUGCCCCCCACCUCGAAUGGACUGGCCCAAUUUCUGCCUCUUUGAGGUUGAAUCGGCCCCAUGCUGGGCGCAGGGACACUGCUGGCGUGGCACAACAGGCCCUGGAGUCCUCCUGUGCUCCGCACCGAUUCCAUUUCCACAGGUUUGAUGUCAAUGUUGGCCCUCUACAGAGCGCAGGAAUUCUGCUGUGGUGGUGCAUGCCCUCAUAAGGCCCUGCUAGAGCCCAUUGUAUUAUUCGACACAACAAGCUUUGUUGUUAGUUAUAUUUUAUAUGAUGGCGAGAGCUUGAAAGCUUUUGAUUCCCACACAUUUGCUAAAAAAGCCAUUCUCUGUUCAUGUUUGUGAUCUCUUAGAGGGAACAGCAAGCACAUAUUUAAGCUCAGACUACAUUGAUUUCGAUGCUUAAGAAACUACUGAACAGUAUUAAAAACAAUAGCUUUUAAAUGAGCAAACUCCAGCAGGAGUGCCAGUUCAUAAAUUGAACUUGAAAGUUGGAGCUAUUAUCAGGCUUCUGAGAAACCUCAAUACAGAAUGAGAUCUAUGCAGUGGAACAAAGCUAAUAAUUAAGGAACUAAAACCAAAUUUGAUUAUUGCAAAAGUAUUAACCGGUUCAACAUCCAGUGAAACUAUUUUUAUUCUGCAAAUUGACCAUGCACCUACCAAUACUGACCUUCCAUUUAUAGUAAGAAGAUGACAAUUACCUGUAAAACUUGCCUUUGCUAGGACCAUUAAUAGAUCUCAAAACCAAACACUAGAGAAAGCAGAUGUCCACCAGUUUAUCCGUGAACAACUUUAUGUCGCAUUAUCAAGAUUGUAACACUUUGAUGAUGUGAAAGUUCAGAUUGUCCAUGGACCGCAGCAUGGCCACUUAAUUCUCAAUGCUGACAAAAUCUUUUACAAAAAACAUUGUAUGUAAAGAACUCUUUCAACAUUGAUGACUGAUUGUUACGUUUCAUGGGGGGCGAGGGACCAACCAAGAAGAGCUUUCUAAUAGAGCCCAUUGUAUUUUUUCCCAGAAUGGGCUUUGUGGCUAGUUAUAUAUAUAUUUUACUGCAUUUUUGUAUUUUCACAAGACUCUUUGAAGAGGUCGUCUUAA